This is a messenger RNA of Zingiber officinale, 7015 nucleotides long. RefSeq names its product spermatogenesis-associated protein 20-like. Gene Ontology annotation, cellular component: chloroplast. The record is from RefSeq and is a predicted model, not a curated record. Gene Ontology annotation, biological process: carbohydrate metabolic process. NCBI's taxonomy places the organism in Eukaryota, Viridiplantae, Streptophyta, Magnoliopsida, Zingiberales, Zingiberaceae. The coding region runs from base 4704 to 6797 and encodes 697 amino acids. The transcript is spliced from 15 exons.
CGCCGCUCGCCUGCGCUUAGUAAUGAUCUCCGCCUCAGCCGUCUCCACUGCCACCACUUCCUCUCUGCUCCGACUUCCUUCCCUCCCGCUAAGAUUCUGCAUCUGCCUUCCUCGCUCCGGCUGCGGGCGACGCCCCAUCGCCGCCUUUGUGGCCCUCGCAAUGGCCGGGUCCUCGAGCUCCGCCGAGUCCCAUCGGCACACUAACCGCCUUGCGUCCGAGCACAGCCCAUACCUUCUCCAGCACGCCCACAAUCCGGUUGACUGGUAUCCUUGGGGUGAAGAAGCUUUUGAGAAAGCUCGCAAAAGAAACAUCCCCAUUUUUUUAUCGAUUGGAUAUAGUACGUGCCACUGUAAAUCAAAGAACGAAUCCUUUGCUAAUGCACACUCUCCUAAGAUGAAUUUGGUCCCAGAUGACUCAAAAUGGGUUUUGAUUUAUUGUUGAAAGAAUAAAUUAUAAAUUUCCACUAUAUGUUGGGUCGAAUGAUAUCUCACUAUGAUUGCUAUUAGCAUCCUGGAAGAGGGUGUCUUAUCCAUACAAUCUUUGUAGCUAUACAUAUUGGGAGUAGGAACAUGGUAUUGUGAUGUCGGGCCUGACCAGCAAACGUAAGGAGGUUGCGGCGAGCCGACGAAUACCACUCACGAUUCAAGAGAUACAGGAUAUAACCACCACUCUCGAAGGGAAACGAAAAGAAUGUCUCACCACCCAAAAGGGAUACAGAGACAGUAAGAAGUAGUCCUCUUCUCUGUAGGGAAGCUUGUGUACUGGUUCAAAGUUCCAACCCCCUUUCAACAUUAUUUGAACAGUUAUUUAUACGGCCUCUUGGAACAAGUCUCCAAGUAAGCAUUUAAACAUGACCCUUUGAAAUCAUAAAUUCAAAUAACUCAUUCAUUGAAAAGACAAAUCUAAUAAAUAGAUCCAUAAUCCUAUAAUGGCCUUGGAAACGUACUUGAGUAAUUAGACCCAUCCUUGGGCAAUACAACGGAUGGGUUUUGAAUGCACUUCGAGAUAUUCCCGUAUCAUGCUCCCCUGGUCGAGAAAACUCGCCCUCGAGUUAAAAGUCGGCAGUAUAACCAAGAAAUGGAGAAAGAUCAGCCACAUUGAAAGAGUUGGAGACUUCAUACUCAGCCGGGAGAUCAAUUUUAUAUGCAUUUUCUCCAAUCUUCCUUAGGAUCUUGAAAGGACCAUCUGCCCGAGGCUUUAACUUACUGUAGCUCCCCGCAGGAAAUCUAUCUUUGCGAAAAUGAACCCAGACUAGAUCCCCUUCUUUGAACUCAGCAGGUUUUCGAUGUUUAUUAGCUCGUUCAGCAUACUUGGCAUUUUGCUUUAAAAUACACUCACGAACCAUUUCAUGUAACUUCUUGAUCUGACCAGCCCUUUCCUUAGCAUCACUACUGAACUUGUCAUUAGUUGGGAGAGGUGCCAAAUCAAGUGGGCUAAUUGGAUUUGCUCCAUAAACAAUUUCAAAGGGACUAUGCCCUGUUGUUCGAUUUAUGGAGUGGUUGUAAGCGAACUCUACUUGGGGCAAUAGCAGGUCCCAUUGACGAAUGUUCUUGCCGAUAAAACUUCAAAGAAGAUUUCCCAAACUGCGAUUCACGACCUCCGUCUGACCAUCAGUUUGUGGAUGAGCAGUAGUGCUAAAUUGAAGUUGAGUUCCAAGUUUCCGCCAAAGAGUUCUCCAGAAGUGGCCGAUAAAUUUAGUAUCACGGUCAGAAGUCAUGGUCAAAGGGAUUCCAUGGAGUUUGACAAUCUCCCGAAAGUACAGUUCAGCCACAUUGGAUGCAUCAAAGGUUUUUGCGCAUGGAACAAAGUGCGCCAUCUUCGAGAAACGAUCGACCACCACCAUGACUAAGUCUUUGUGACGUUGAGUUCGCGGCAACCCUAGCACAAAAUCCAAGCUAAUGUCUUGCCAGGGAGUCUUGGGAACAGGAAGGGGUGUGUAUAACCCCGUGUUAUUACAAUGAGACUUUGCUAGAUGACAAGUUCGACACCUUGCAAUGUACUUUCUAACAUCUCGCUCCAUCUUUGGCCAAUAAAAAUUUUCUUGCAGUGCGGCACAAGUCUUUUCCCGACCAAAAUGACCUCCAACAUUACUGCUAUGUGCUUCAAAGAUUAAAGCUUCCCUCAAAGAACAUAAAGGGACGCACAAACAAUUUCCUUUGAAAAGAUAACCAUCUUGUAUGAAGAAUUGCUUAAAGGGUCUCUUGAAGCACUCUUUCCAGAUUUGGCCAAAGAAAUCAUCUCCUUCAUAGAGCUCUUUUAACACCUCAAAGCCAGGAACACUUAAUUGUAAUGUAGACAAUAGUGAGUGCCUUCUACUCAAAGCGUCUGCUACUUUGUUUUGAGAGCCCGCUUUAUGCUUGAUGACGAAGUCAAAGGCUUGAAGGAACUCCACCCAAAUUGCAUGGCGCCGAUUGAGCUUUUGCUGCCCCUUAAGAAAUUUCAAAGCUUCAUGAUCUGAAAAUAGAAUAAAUGGCUUUGAAAGGAGAUAUUGGCUCCAAUGAUUAAGAGCACGGAUAAGAGCAUAAAGUUCCUUGUCGUAAGUGGAAUAAUUCCUUCGGCUUGCAUUUAAUUUCUCGCUAAAGAAGGCAAUUGGUCUCCUUUCUUGACUUAGAACAGCACCGAUGCCCACAUUAGAAGCAUCACAUUCCACCUCAAAAGGCCUUUCAAAAUCUGGUAAUGAGAGGACAGGAGCACUUGACACCUUUGCCUUAAGAAGUUGGAAGCUUUGUUGGGCUUCUGUAGUCCACUGGAAUACACCUCCUUUUAAACAUUCAGUGAUUGUAGCAAAAAUCGAGCUAAAAUUUUUAAUGAACCGUCUGUAGAAAGAGGUUAAACCAUGAAAACUCUGAACAUCUUGAAUGGUUUUAGGUUCUGGCCAGCCUACUAUGGCCUCCACCUUGCUUGGAUCCAUUUUUACCCCUUCACAGGAAACAACAUAGCCUAGAAAUACUAGACUAUUGGUUAGGAAUUGACAUUUCUUCAAAUGGACAUAUAGCCUCUGUUCCUGCAAAACUUGGAAAAUUUGUGAAAGAUGAUCCAGGUGCUCUUCCUUGCUCCUACUAUAAACAAGAAUGUUGUCAAAGUAAACGACCAUAAAUUUGCCAAUAAAAAGCUUAAGCACAUGAUUCAUUAACCGCAUAAAAGUGCUGGGUGCAUUGGAGAGGCCGAACGGCAUCACUGCCCAUUCAUAAAGCCCAUCGCGCGUCUUAAAUGCUGUCUUCCAUUCAUCACCUUGCCUCAAGCGAAUCUGGUGAUAUCCACUUCGCAAGUCAAGUUUUGAAAAGACCACAGCACCAUGAAGUUGAUCUAAAAGCUCCUCAAGGCGAGGGAUGGGGAAACGAUAGCUAAUGGUGAUUCUAUUUAUAGCCCGACUGUCAAUGCACAUGCGCUAGGUACCAUCCUUCUUAGGGACAAGCAAGGUUGGAACCGCACAAGGACUCAUGCUCUCAUGAACUAAGCCCUUAUUGAUAAGUUCUUUCACUUGUCUUUGUAGUUCCUCGUGCUCUUUUGGACUCAUCCAAUACGCUGCUUUAUUGGGAAUGGAAGAACCAGGAAUAAAAUCGAUGCAAUGUUGAAUAUCCCUUAUUGGUGGCAACCCAGAAGGUAUUUCCUCAGGGACAACAUCCGUAAAUUUUUUUAAGAGAGGUUGUACUUCAAUGGGAUGUUCAGUAGAAAAUUCAUUUUCCUCUAGAAGAACAAGGGCAAAAGCUGAAUGCAGAGCUUUUGCUUUCCUUAAAAACUUGGAUCUAGAGAGUAAGUUCUGCCCCUCUCCUUUUGCUGGGUUGGUCAUCUCUUCAAAUUUGGAAGGACUCAGAACAACCUUGGCAUUAUCCUUUGUGAAAGAAUACGUGUUUCGAUAGCCGUCAUGAUGAGUUCUCCGAUCAAAUUGCCAGGGUCUCCCGAGAAGUAGAUGACAAGCAUCCAUAGGGACUACAUCACAGUAAAUUUCAUCCCUGUAUCUACCAAUAGAGAAUUGAACAAGGCAACGCUUACUCACUUUGAUUUCUUUGUUCUUGUCUAGCCACGUGAGUUUAUAAGGCUUUGGAUGAUUUUCUAUCGGGAGCUUUAGCUUUUCCACCAUUCUGGUUGAAACGACAUUCUCGAAGCUUCCUCCGUCGAUGAUAACGUCACAAACUUUUCCAUGGGAGGUACACCGAGUAUGGAAGAUAUUAUGACGUAGCCAUAAGGAUUCGUCUUCUUCUCUUUGACUGUUCAAGUUUCUACAAACAAGGAGCUCCCCUUGGUCAGCAUAAAUGACAUCGCCCUCUUCUGCGAGGCUAGCAACAUCUGCUUCCUCGUAGUGACUUUCUUCUUCAACAAGAGUGAUGAUGCGUCGGUUUGGACAAUCGGCUGCAAUAUGCCCAUAGCCAUGGCAUUUAAAACACUGACGAGAGCAAGCUUUAGACGGUUUUGCUUCCUCACUGCCUGAUGGUCUCUUCGAAGAUGCUGACGGUAGCGGUACGGUAGGCUUAGAGGGAAGAAUGCUACCUCGGUUGGACGAGCCUCCCUUGGGAUGGAGAUGGUUGCCGCCGGUCUUGACCACCUUUUAUUGCCUUUCAACCUUGUGAGCCAAUUUUGUGACAUCGUUGAAAGUCCAAUAAGGCUGCAGUUGCACAAUAUUUGAUAUUUCCGAAUGUAAGCUGCCCAGAUAACGAGCAAUGGUUUGCUCCUCUGGUUCCUCGAUAUCGCAUCGAAGCAUAAGAUGUUCAAAUUCAGCGGUGUAUUGCUCCACGGAUCUGCCCUCUUGCUUAAAACUGUGAAACUUCAAAUAGGCAUCUUGCUUGUUGACCGUGAGGAGAGACCUGAUGUUGAUAAGGUAUAUAUGACAUAUGUUUCUGCACUAUAUGGUGGUGGUGGUUGGCCGUUGAGUGCCUUCCUCUCUCCUAAUCUGAAACCCUUGAUGGGUGGAACAUAUUUUCCGCCUGAUGACAAGUAUGGAAGACCUGGUUUCAAGACAAUCCUUAGAAAGGUGAAAGAAGCUUGGGAGACUAAACGUGAGAUGCUGGAAAAAAGUGGGACUAUUGCAAUUGAACAACUUUCAGAAGCACUUUCUUCGACAGCUAACUCCAGUAAAAUAUCGGAUGAGUUAGCUCGUGUUUCCUUAAAAAGAUGUUCUAGACAGCUUGCAAGUAGCUAUGAUCCAAAGUUUGGUGGUUUUGGUACUGCUCCAAAAUUUCCUAGGCCAGUGGAAGUUUAUAUUCUGCUUUAUGAGUCAAGGAAGCUUAUGGAAGAAGGUCGGCAAAGUGAUGCUAAUAAAAAUGUGGAGAUGGUUUGCCAUACUUUGCAAUGCAUGGCUAGAGGUGGAAUCCAUGAUCAUAUUGGAGGUGGAUUUCACAGGUAUAGUGUGGACGAACAUUGGCAUGUUCCUCAUUUUGAGAAGAUGUUGUACGAUCAUGGUCAGCUUGCUAAUGCCUAUUUAGAUACAUUUUCGAUCACAAAGGACACCUACUACUCAUCUGUUGCUCAUGAUAUUUUGGAUUAUUUGAGGAGAGAUAAGAUUGGAGAUGCUGGUGAAAUUUAUUCUGCGGAGGAUGCUGACAGUGCUGAAUAUCAUGGUGCUACAACAAAGAAGGAAGGAUCUUUUUAUAUCUGGACAAGUCAGGAGAUUGAAGAGAUUCUCGGAGAACAUGCAAAUUUGUUUAAAGAUCAUUACUACAUUAAACCAUCAGGAAAUUGUGAUCUUUCUCCAAUGAGUGAUCCUCAUGAUGAAUUUAAGGGAAAAAAUGUUCUAAUUGAGAGAAAAGAUGCUCCUUCCAUGGCAUCCAAAUGGGACAAGUCUAUAGACGAAUACAAUCAGAUUUUGGAAGAAUGCCGUAAAAAAUUAUAUGAUGCAAGGUCAAAACGGCCAAGACCACAUUUGGAUGACAAGGUAAUUGUAUCAUGGAAUGGGCUGGCAAUUUCUUCUUUUGCAAGAGCUUCUAAAGUUCUCAAAGCAGAACCCAAGGAAACUCAAUUUUAUUUCCCGGUGAUGGGAUGUGAUCCAAAUGAAUACCUAGAAGUUGCAGAAAAAGCAGUAUCCUUUAUCAAGAGCAAACUGUAUGAUUCAACUAUUCACAGACUGCAACAUAGCUUUCGCAAUGGUCCAUCUAAAGCACCUGGCUUUCUUGAUGAUUAUGCCUUUCUCAUUUCUGGUUUGCUAGAUCUUUAUGAGUUUGGUGGUAGGACUGACUGGUUGUCCUGGGCAAUUGAGUUACAAGCUACACAGGAUGAAUUGUUCCUGGACAAACAAGGAGGAGGUUAUUAUAAUACUCCAGGUGAAGAUCCUUCCAUCCUCCUCCGAGUAAAGGAAGAUCAUGAUGGAGCAGAGCCAUCUGGAAACUCAGUUUCAGCAAUCAAUCUGAUAAGGUUGUCAUCUAUGGUUGCUGGUGCAAGGUCUGACAAUUAUAGGAGGACAUCGGAACAUCUUCUGGCUGUUUUUGAAAAGAGGUUAAAAGAUCAAAGCAUUGCCAUCCCACUUAUGUGUUGUGCGGCACACAUGCUCACUGUUCCUUCAAGGAAACAGGUUGUCUUGGUUGGCGAUAAAUCAUCUUCCGAAUUUGCCAACAUGGUGACUGCUGUUUUCACAUCAUACGAUCCCAACAGAACGGUGAUCCAAAUAGACCCCAACAACAGCGAGGAGAUGGAAUUCUGGGAGCACUACAACCCCAACGUUGCUGAAAUGGCAAAAGGAACUCCAAAAGACGAGCCAGUGGUAGCUCAUGUGUGCCAGAACUUUGCGUGCAGUCCACCAGUCACUAGUGCGGAUGGACUCCGAAUCUUGCUCGCCAAAACUGCCCCGGUUGCUUCGACCGCUUGAUGCCUAUCAUGCCUCGUAUGUAUGUGAACUUGUUGCGUACACGUACCGCUGUUGCUUCGACCGCUUGAUGCCUACCAUGCCUCGUAUGUAUGUGAACUUGUUGCGUACACGUACCGCUGUUGCGUCGACCAUGUAAUGCCCAUCAACCUUGUAUGUAAACUUCACACUGUGUAGAAUAGUUUGGCUUGUCGAUAUAAUUUGAUAAAGUUCCACGUGAA